GGCUACCGCACAAAUGGUGUUUCUUUGGGACGCGAAAUACGACCCAGCUCCUGGCCGGCGGUACACUCCCCCCUCCACCUCACUCGCCACGGGAGGGAAAAUGGCCGAGGCACUGCCUCUUGGAGCGCAGGAGCCGGGCGGAGGGGGCGCUCUGAUGGGCAAACUGCGCAUCGCCGACCAUGGCAUGGCAGAGGUACGACGACACACCGUCCAAUGACAAGUGUGCUUUGAAUUCACGUAUGUGAUUGUGAUGCUGUGUCGUCAGGUGAUCUCAGAUCAUCCAGGGGAGUUGGUGAAGACCGACAGUCCGAACUUUCUCUGCUCGUUGCUCCCCACCCACUGGAGGUGUAACAAGACGCUGCCCAUUGCUUUUAAGGUGGUAGCCCUCGGCGACAUCCCUGAUGGCACCUUGGUUACAGUGAUGGCUGGAAAUGAUGAGAAUUACUCGGCAGAGCUUCGGAACGCCACGGCCGCCAUCAAGAACCAAGUGGCCAGAUUCAACGACCUGCGCUUUGUGGGACGCAGUGGAAGAGGAAAGAGUUUCUCGCUGACAAUCACAGUAUUCACCAACCCCACCCAGGUGGCUACGUAUCAGAGGGCUAUUAAAAUUACAGUUGAUGGUCCCAGAGAGCCACGACGUCAUCGUCAGAAACUGGAUGAGGUCAAAGCUGGCUCUUUGGCGUUCUCCGAGAGGCUAACGGAGCUGGAACAGCUAAGACGGAGCUCCAUUAGAGUGACCCCUCCUCACCAUCAUCAUCACCAUCAUCAUCAACCCUCAGCAAACAGCCGCCAGUCUGCAGUUCUCAACUCUGCCUCAUUCUCCAGCCCUCAACACUCUCAAAUAACAGCUGAUUCCAGGCAGAUGCAGUCAUCUCCAUCUUGGUCAUAUGAUCAGUCCUACUCAUACCUUGGUCAAAUAUCUACACCUUCUGUUCACACAUCUAACCCACUGUCACCUGGUCGCUCCUCCCUCAGUGACCUGUCCUCGAGGCUUACAGGUCCUGACCUUACAGCCUUUGGUGAUCCCAGAAUGACCUUGCAACGACCUUUUACUUCCCUGUCCUCCCUUCCUGACUCCCGUUUCCCUGAUCCCCGGAUGCACUACCCUCCCACAGCAGCCGCUUUCUCCUACACACCAUCCCACAACUCCGUCUCCAAUAGCGCACUUGGCAUUACCAUGGCAACGGCCAUUGCGACCACACCAACAGGGCGGUACCACACAUACCUGCCUCCUCCUUACCCACCAAACAACCCUCACCAAGCUCAAAAUGGGCCCUUCCAGUCUACUUCGUCGCCAUAUCAUCUGUACUACUCCACCACCACUGGCUCUUACCAGUUCUCCAUGAUGGCUGGGGGUGGAAGCAGCAGUGACUCGCGCUCGCCACCAAGAAUCUUGCCGCCAUGCACUAAUGCCUCCACGGGCUCCUCUCUUUUGCACCCCUCUCUACCCAAUCAGAAUGAAGGAGUGAGUGUGGAGGUGGAAUCCAGCCACAGUAGCUCGCCAACAAACAUGGCUGCUACCGAAGCUGUAUGGAGACCUUACUGAAGCCACGGAGAUGGUCGUGUCUCAACAGGGCGUGGAAUCAUUACCGGCUACAAAGUGACAACUCAAGACCCCUGAAUAAACUGAGGAUUGAAACAUAAAUUCCUUAUCUA
This is a messenger RNA of Nematolebias whitei (Rio pearlfish), 1656 nucleotides long. It is a transcript of the gene runx1, whose product is annotated as RUNX family transcription factor 1. Gene Ontology annotation, cellular component: nucleus. The record is from RefSeq and is a predicted model, not a curated record. Gene Ontology annotation, biological process: regulation of transcription by RNA polymerase II; regulation of cell differentiation; hemopoiesis. Gene Ontology annotation, molecular function: DNA-binding transcription factor activity, RNA polymerase II-specific; ATP binding; RNA polymerase II cis-regulatory region sequence-specific DNA binding. NCBI's taxonomy places the organism in Eukaryota, Metazoa, Chordata, Actinopteri, Cyprinodontiformes, Rivulidae. The transcript has 7 exons.